AUGUUGCCCAAAUCUUGCCUCUUUACAUCCCUCGCGGUUGAACUCAUCGAGCUGAUCGCGGGGUUUGUAGAUGUCGACUCUUUAAUGAAACUACGUCUGGUCUGUCGCCACCUGCAAAGGAAAACCUUUAAUCAUUUCGCACGUCGCUGCUUUUCGUCGAUCAAGACAGAUCUCUCAGAAGAAAGUCUCAGUCGAAUCAACGCUCUCUCUCAGAACGAAGCACUCCGACCAUACGUUCAAGGUCUAGCAUUUAUGCUUCAGAACGGGGUGGGUCACGGUCUGGUGUGGGAUCGUCAUCCGUGGGGUCCUCUAUCCGCCCCUAUGGAAGUGGAGGCCAUCAAGCGCCUUCGAGACAACUUGGUGAAUCAUUUAACAAACUGUCGUUCAUUCUUUAUCUUCUGUCGAUACCCAGAAGGGCAUCCCGAUAUGAGUCAUGUCACCAUCACUGAUGCUGUCGCCGUCUUCUUCGCUCUAGUCGUUGACUCCCGCUUACCAGUGUCAUCGUUUCAUUUAAUCUAUGCGAAUCAACAAUCUCGAACAUUGAUGAUGGAUAUGCGCCGCUUACCAAAGCUUCUAUAUCGACAACCCAAGUUCCGAAUAGUAUGGUCCAAUCUACAGAAACUCUCUUUGGAGCAGUAUCUGACCUUGGAUAAUUUCGGGUUUCUUCUGGAGUUGGUCUUGAGUGCACCGAAUCUCAAAACAUUACUUCUCAACUUGGGCUCUCAUGACUUGGCCGCAGAGUUCAUGCAUGAGUUGGCCGAGGCAGCUUCAUUCUCUCAGCUAGAAGAACUAGCCUUGUUCCGCACUGCCGUGAGAGCACCAGAUCUUCACAUGAUGAUUGAUGGCCUUCGUGGGACAUUGCAGAAGCUCACUUUCUAUCAUGUGUCUUUGGCACCAGACGACAGCUGGUCAGCCAUUUUGAAGGACCUCAGUCGUGAUUUCUUGGCUCUGCGGAGAGUCUCUUUAUAUUAUCUCUGGAACAGCACCCCGGCUACUCAGCUGAUAUCCUUCCCCGAGCUUCAGAAGGCGCCGCUCAUCUGUGAAACACCAGUUCAACGUCUUCAAAUGUUUUACUCGGAGAAUCCGAAGAGCCCGGCUGUUCUAGGCGUGGAGUAUUCGGGUCCGAAGAUGUCGCAGUUUCUUGGUCUCCUCCAGAGAACCGCUAUCUGUACCUAA
Molecule: messenger RNA, 1176 nt
Organism: Penicillium odoratum
Lineage: Eukaryota; Fungi; Ascomycota; Eurotiomycetes; Eurotiales; Aspergillaceae
Exons: 1
Coding region: 1-1176 (391 amino acids)
Molecular function (GO): protein binding
Source: RefSeq, a predicted model, not a curated record